This is a messenger RNA of Cryptococcus amylolentus CBS 6039, 1628 nucleotides long. RefSeq lists its product as hypothetical. The transcript has 2 exons. Gene Ontology annotation, biological process: signal transduction; peptidyl-serine phosphorylation. Gene Ontology annotation, molecular function: ATP binding; protein serine/threonine kinase activity. Gene Ontology annotation, cellular component: nucleus; cytoplasm. The record is from RefSeq and is a predicted model, not a curated record. NCBI's taxonomy places the organism in Eukaryota, Fungi, Basidiomycota, Tremellomycetes, Tremellales, Cryptococcaceae. The coding region runs from base 140 to 676 and encodes 178 amino acids.
AGAGCGACGGGCAAUCAUCAGAUAGCGCGUGCGACGGAAUCAGCCGCCUUUUUGAUGAUAGUUUCCGCCGUCUCUCGUCUGUCCUGCAUCAGUUCUUGCUGCUAUCUAUCUCGUCAAACCACGGAUUUUUCUGCCCUAAAUGAACUCGCUUGAGCACGACCGGUAUGAGAGAGGGCAACGCAUUUUCUGGGGUAACUAUGUAAUGGUCUACUCUGGCUUCGACACGGUAACGAACGAGCAAGUCGCUAUCAAAUACAAUGAAGACGUCGACAGGGCUAUGCGAGAAGCCGACUGUUACAAACACAUCCAAGGUCUUGAAGGGUUCCCGGCUUGGAAGAGUGAUUGGCUUGACCUUAGAGGGAAGCACUAUGGAGGGCUUGCUAUUGGGCUCUUGGGCCCCUCUUUGACCACACUGGUUAAAGAGGCGGAGGGAAAGAAACUCAGUCUGAAGACCACUCUCCAGGCAGCUGAUCAGAUCAUCACCCGGAUCGAAGCUCUACACCAAACAGGUCUCGUCCAUCGCGACGUCAGGCCAGAAAACUUUUGCAUCGGCUUUAAAGAAAGCGGAAAAGAUGGGACGGUAUACAUGAUUGACUUUGACAAAUCAAAGGGGUAUAUCGACCUCACGCUUUCAACUAUGGGACGGCUUCGGGGAGUUCGGCCUGGACUUCCUUGAACGUCUGGGGUAGUGGUUCCAGUCCCUCCAGGCGAGAUGAUAUGGAGUCUGCUGGGUACGUGUUUGUCGUAAGUGAUCCUUGCCUUCUGCCAAGGCUGCAACGAUGGCUGACCUCCCGACGUUCAUCAUUGCAGUAUUGUUUGACGGGGAGCUUGCCGUGGUUGGGUCCCCUUUGGAGUGAUUCGGACCAAUGGAGUGAUUGCACUCGCCUUCGGGAGAUACAUCAAUUGAUCUCCAGCGGAAUCAGAGCAUAAGAUCAGUCUCAAGGAUCUUUGCAAAGGCUUGCCUGCAGAGUUCAAGACCUAUCUCAGCUACUGCCGAAGCCUCGAGUAUACCGACAAACCAGACUAUGCCUAUUGCAGAAGACUCUUCCGGGACGUCUUUGUCAGGGAGGGGUACGAGGAGGAUGAUGUCUAUGACUGGAUGUCGGGUUCCCCUCCCUCGAACAGGGAAUGAAUCACACUCAGAGCGAGACAGGCCAAGAUCGAACGAUGGAGAGGUGGAAUGCAAGAAGACAAGACGAAGAAGAGGAAGAGGAGGCGAUUGACGACGGGGACGUUGCCGAUGCUGUACAUACUCGAGUAGUUGAAAGUGACGGUGUUGUUCCAAAGGCCCAGCACGAGGAUGAAACUGAGUGGUCAAAUCGUCAAAGCAGGAACGUAAGCCAGGAUGGUCUUGGAGUCUUGAUUGGAGAACGCUAUGUUUGCUAGUAGCGGCAAUGAAGUCGAUGCCUUUGGCGUCAGCGAGAAGUCAAAGGGGUACUUGGCCUUCCGAACUUCUAGUGUCUGGUGUGUCGGGAGACAUGGCGUGGGUCUGAAAGAGAGGAAGAGCGCAUCGCAUCGUUUGAGUCACUCAACUUCGUCAGCUCAGACAACUGCCUGAAUUCGAGACAUUGAGCUAUGUAUAGCUGUACAAGUGCAGCCACUGUUGGGAUGUACGGCGGCCCCUGCUC